UCUACUCCCUUUCCCUUCCCCUUUCCCCUUCCCCUUUCCCCUUCCUUCCCCUUCCCCUUCCCCCCUUCUCCACCCUCUUCCUACGAAUCUUUUAAUUUUUCUCAUUUCUACCCAUACAUCAUCAAAAUUAUCAAACUGUAAUCAGAUUUCUCUCCUCUCUCUCUCUCUCUUUCUCUCUCUCUCUCUCAGAUAGCAAAUCUUCAAGCUCUCAUCUUUGUUUCUCGCUGUAUUCCAUCUUUCCAUCCUUCUCUAUUAUCAAAUACAGAAAAUAAAUAGAUACGGUUAUACACAGAGAUAUAUUUAAAUAUAUCUACCCAAUAUAGAGGCGGAGAGAGAGUUGAGGUUGGAGAGUGAGAAGAUGAACGGUGGAGCAGUUAGGGGUUCAAUCCCGGCAAGUGUCAGGAAGACGAUCCAGAACAUACGGGAGAUCACCAGGAAUCACAGUGAAGAGGAGAUUUAUGCAAUGCUCAAAGAAUGUUCAAUGGAUCCCAAUGAAACCGCUCAGAGGCUACUCCUUCAGGAUCCAUUUUAUGAGGUUAAAAGGAAACGUGACAGGAGAAAAGAGAAUCUGAACAGAGAGUCUGCAGAACCUCGGUGGAGAACUGGUACACAGGGACGUGGAAAUAGGGGUGGUCGGAUGAAUUUAUCUUCUCGAUACACAUCGAAUGAUGCUAGUGCAUCAUCAGAUCCUGUGUUGGUGCCAUCAAAUGAUACCCGGCUCCCAGGUGCAGUGGGUACUAUUAAAUGGGAGGUGGGGGGCCAUCGAACUUCUAUUGAAUCACAUGCUGUUACCGUUACUGAAAACAAAUUUCCUGCAAAAUCCCAGGGAGUUGGGAAAAGCCAACUGACUGAGCCUUCUCAACCUUUGUUGGCUACAGCCCAUGGCAGUACUUCAGGCAGCAGGCCUUCGUCCAACUAUAGUAGCCGUUCACAGCAAAUAAUUGGACCUCAAAAAGUGGGUGCUAACAAGGAGUGGAAACCGAAGCCAACAAACCCUAAUACUGGUCAGGUUUCUGGAACAUCUUCUGCAUCUGAGAUUCAUGCUACAUCAGUUGACAAUAGUGGCCAAUCACGGCCUGCAAAUGUUCUUGAUUUAGAAGAAGCAACAAUGAAGUUGCAGAAGAAGCUCGAGGACUUGCAUCUUCCACAAUGUCAGCAUGUUAUAAUACCGACCCACAUUCAUGUCCCUGAAUCUGAGAGAACAAAGUUAAGUUUUGGAAGUUUCGAUGCUAAUUUUGGGGUAACAUCAAGCUAUAUGAGUGCUCCUGAGAGUGAAAAGAGCUCUACACCUCUAUCUGAACAUUCGCUGGGCAUUGAUGAAACUGUUGAAAACCAGUCAGUGAGCAAUCAAAGUGCUUUGGCAACUGCUGAGGAAGGAGAGUAUCCUGAUCAUCCUCCAUCACCUUCUCAAGCACCUGAAAAUUUGUCUGCUGAGGCUGAUGUCUCUACUAGUGCUGUCCUGGAUUACAGUGAAUCCAAGCAAGAGACUGCUCUGCAGACUGGUGGCCACCAGUAUUCAGCCGUGCACACCUCCCCAAAUUACAGUUUUGGUUUUGUGCCUCCAGUGCUAGGAAGCCAACUUGCACCAUUUGAGAACUCUGACUCUCAAGGACGUGAUGUCUCUCGCAUCCCGAGCUUUGUGGUCCAACAAUCAUUUGAUCCGACAAGUUAUUAUGCCCAAUUUUAUCGUUCAAGCGCUGAUAGUGAUGGUCGUGUUUCUCCUUUCCCUUCAGCUGGGGUUGCCACCAAAUACAGUGGGAAUGUUGCAGUAUUGCCUCAACAGACUUCUCAGUCUCCUCAAGAGGGUGCAAACUCUCUAGUUUUAUCAACGGCAGGUCCAACUCCACUGGUGACUCAGGCUGCGGGUCUCAUGCAAAGCUCUAUUGCUGUUACUCAGCAACCUGUCCCUGUCUUUCGUCCACCAGCUGGGAUGCAUAUAUCUCAUUACCCUCCAAACUACAUUCCAUAUAGUCCCUAUUUCUCCCCAUUCUUUGUUCCACCGGCAAUCCACCAAUUCUUAAAUAACUCUGGAUUUCCUCAGCAACCUCAAGCAAGCAGUGUGUAUCCAGCUCCACCAGCUGCAGCAGCACCUGGAGUAAAAUAUUCACUACCACAAUAUAAACCAGGGACAAAUACAGGAAACUCAACCCAUAUUGGAAUGCCAAGUGGCUAUGGACCAUAUGGCUCUUCUCCAGCUGGUUAUAAUCCCAGUUCUGCCACAACAGCAGGUAACUCAACUGCUAAUGAGGAUCUUGGUGCAUCACAGUUCAAGGAAAAUAAUGUCUACAUUACUGGGCAACAGAGUGAAGGCUCUACCGUAUGGAUUGCCGCUCCUGGUCGAGACUUGUCUAGCUUGCCUGCCAAUUCGUUCUACAACCUUCCUCCUCAGGGUCAGCAUGUGACUUUUGCUCCAACGCAACCUGGUCAUGGCACAUUUGCUGGUAUCUAUCAUCCUGCACAAGCAGUAACAGCAGCAGCUGUCCAUCCUCUCUUACAACAGUCUCAAGCUAUGGCUGGGGCGGUGGAUAUGGUGGGGCCUGGAGCUAGUGUUUAUCAGCAGCCUCAGCAUACACAGAUCAACUGGCCGAAUAACUACUAAAUGGGAUAAACUUUUGCUUUCUUUUUUUAUAACCGAAGAAUCAAGACGUUCAAAAUCCAACCUUGGGAUAUUUUUGGGAAUUCCAACAAGCUUGGAUGGUAGGAAGAAAGAUACAACAUUGGCCAAAUUUGAGAGUAUGAAUCGAUAAAGAGACUGGAAAGAUUGGCUAAUAGUUUCUUCUGAUUGCUUGGGUUGAGGGCAUAAAGAGUGCAGUUCGGCUGUAACUGAUGUUGACCAUUUUGAGUUAGUCGAUAUAGGCAUGUGCAGCUCUUUCUCUUCUUUGCUGUUGCUAUAUGGUGUUUACCAAUUUUCCUUUUUCAUAGUUCAAGUUUUCUCUCUCCCUCCUACUCCCUCUUUAAUUUUGAAGUUUUUGAACUUGUUUAGAGUUUACUAAUGAGUGGUGAGAAUCUUUUCCAUUCUUUCCUCCCCUUUGAUUUGAGGUGUUCUAGGGAUCUGGAAGGUAAGAUAUAGGUUGGUGGAGAAUUUUCCAUUUGUUUCUUUCUUGUCCUUUUGCCAUCUUACCUGUAAAGUGAAUUCAAUAGCAAGCAAAGGAUGUACUAAAUUGUUGUAAUUGGUGUAAGAAACAACGAACAUUGCAAUUGUUUCAGUUUAAUGAUUCAAAUCGUAAAUUCUUGUUGAUAGGUUAUGGGAUUGUGAGAAAUGGGUAUGUAUACCUGAGGGCUAUUGUUCUGGCGUGUAGAACUGACUUCCACUAUCCAUUUAUUUCCAUCACUGUGAAUCUCUUUUGUGCA
Molecule: messenger RNA, 3351 nt
Organism: Carica papaya (papaya)
Lineage: Eukaryota; Viridiplantae; Streptophyta; Magnoliopsida; Brassicales; Caricaceae
Source: RefSeq, a predicted model, not a curated record